Molecule: messenger RNA, 1140 nt
Organism: Trypanosoma grayi
Lineage: Eukaryota; Euglenozoa; Kinetoplastea; Trypanosomatida; Trypanosomatidae
Product: meiotic recombination protein spo11
Exons: 1
Coding region: 1-1140 (379 amino acids)
Biological process (GO): meiotic DNA double-strand break processing; reciprocal meiotic recombination; meiotic DNA double-strand break formation
Cellular component (GO): nuclear chromosome
Molecular function (GO): DNA binding; DNA topoisomerase type II (double strand cut, ATP-hydrolyzing) activity; ATP binding
Source: RefSeq, a predicted model, not a curated record
AUGCUCAGCGACGAGGAGAUAGUGGGCGCGGCAGAGGCCGUUGUGCACGCGUACCUCACCUCUUUGUUUAAAGUAGCCGAUGUUGUUCAUACAAACGCCUCGUCACAGUCGAGCGAUGGCCUCGGCGCCGCAUUUUUCGUCACAGAACAAGCACCACCGAGGCUCCGCGAAGGCAACAAGGGUACAGCUGAAAAGAAGAUGGGUACGUUGCGGCGAGACGCGCAAACCCUCUACGUGCUCGCUUGUGUUGUGGAGAUGGUGCGGGAGGGACUGACAUGUACAGAGCGUGAUGUGUACUAUCGGGACACGCUGCUUUUCCCAAAUGGACAACGCGAUACUCAUUGCAGCAUUAAGCGUCUCUGCCGCUGGAUGGAUUGCGCUCGCCCUCUCUCUCCUCUCGCCAUGCCGCACAGUGCGGAUGACGCCAGCAUAUGUGUUGCGCGGCCGCGCCGUUUCACACGCGAGGGCAUUCGCAUUGGUGCCAGUGGCAAAAGUAUUCUCAUUGGCCAUUUGGCAUUUGACGUUCCUCAAAGCUCAGGUGGAUGUAGCGAUACGCCACGCGAGGCGCAGGUGGUCGCGGGUGCCACUGGAUCCCCGGCGCUUCUUGUGGAGAUUGACGCCAUGCGCCAACCCGCUGGGGUCCUCGUAAACACAACCAUUGGCCUGCAUGCUUGCCAUUUUCGCAGCACAGCGGGGGGUGGCGGUGUGCCGUCCGCAGUCGUCAUUGUGGAGAAAGAGAGCACUCUACAUGCACUAGUGGGGUCGCUGAACAGUGGUGAGCCGCUGCACCGCUGCGCCCUGUUGUGCAGCAAGGGGUACCCGUGCCGGGCGUCGCGCGCGUUUCUUCACCGUCUCCACCGCGAGCUGCCGGCACUGCCGCUCUUCGUGCUUGUGGACGGAGACCCGCAUGGUCUGCGCAUCGCCCUCACGUUCAUGGGGCUCUUUGGUGACAGCGAAGGCGCCGCAUCGUCGCGCCGCUGCCGCCGCCGCCGCCGCCGCGACGGUUGGGUGGGGCAAUUCCCACCGUUGCUUCCCGCCCGCUGGCUCGGUGUGCGGCCCUCCGCUCUUCCCCACCGGUCGGGCGGGCGGGCGCCGCUGACACUGCCAGACCGGCGGGNAGGUGACGCAGCGGAUUCGUGA